CCCUCCCACCCCUCCCCCCCCACCUUUUCCCCUUAAAGGGCUGAAAUUAGUUUGUUGGAGAAAUGUCUUCUGAGUCAGAAAAGGGUAAAGAGAGACUGAUUCAAGCCGCCAAACUAUUCUCCUGCCACAUACAAGACCUGGUUUCCUUCAUAAAUAGGUUCAUUGAGUUAUUUAACCUCACCAUGAAGACUCAGAUCCUCCCCAUGAGUCUGAAUGAAGAGAGCUGCAUUAAGGAUUUCCUUAAACAGAUGAUCGAAACCUUUAAAGAGAUGCAGCAGAUGGCAGAUGUAAAGCAGAAAGAAAUGCACAAGGAGCCUUUGUGUUCCAAGGUGGUGACGGAGGUGACCUCUGCAGGGGGGAAGUGUGCCAAUAUUAGUCCACACCACAUGGCGGAAGAAAUGCUCAAAACCAUCCAGACAUCAGGUGCUGCCUUGGUCCCGAAAACCAGUCACAUUCUUAGGAGUCUAGAAACUUCUCUCUCACUCCUGAUGCAGUUCCCCAUCAUGGGUCUUCGAUUAAGUGACUUCCAUAGUGAGGAGACCAAAGAACAGCCAGAUGCCACCACACCUGAGAAAAGCAGGAGUCCAGAAUGUCCCAAAACCACUAAGGAGGAAGCUUUGAAGAGGCUGCAAGAUAUGCUGUGUCCAGAGAAUGCCCACAAGCCCGUAGAAACAGCCGCGGAAGAACUGGAACAGUUUAUCAAGACUAUGGACAUGACUUUACAGGUCCUCCAGAAAUCCAUAAAGACCAUGGAAGGGAAUAGCUGUGUCCUUACACAGGUUCAGGGCAAGUAGAGGAAACCUGUUCCUUCCUGAAUGACAGUCAGCUGGAGUUCUCCAUGUUUCCAUGAUACUGUGCUGAUACUACAUGCCCGGUUAGUAUACUCGGAUGUUAGAACCCAAGGGCAGAGUCAUUGCCUGGCAAACCAGCUACCUGUAGUUUCUGCUUUGUUAAAAGAAAAAGGAACAGCCAAAGCCCCCGUGCUGUAGCAGCGACUAAGUAGAAUGCCCUGCUGUAAGUGUGGAGGCAGCAUUUCCCUCCGAGCCAGUCCUAAGUCAGUUGUUGCUCUUAGAGCGUAAUUAAAGCCACUGAUCUCUCCUCUUCACAAGUGUGCCUCAGUUGCAGCAGUGCAAAGUCCAGGUAAGUGUUGGCAUUAUCAUAUGGUAAGCUAAAAGUCGUGACUGUUCGUGCUCAGGAAACAUACAAACCAUGUUGUCAUUCAGACUGACAUAGGCUGAUCGGGGAGUCUCAUGGUCAUCUUGUUGGGAUUUCAAGGUUCCUGCAUCCUGGGACAAAAAGCUGGACAGAGAAAUCUGCAGUGCUGCAGAAAUAUAGUUUAUUAAGAAAGACUGUACUUGGGGUUGGGGAUUUGGCUCAGUGGUAGAGAGCUUGCCUAGCAAACGCAAGGCCCUGGGUUCGGUCCCCAGCUCCGAAAAAAAGAAAA
Molecule: messenger RNA, 1444 nt
Organism: Rattus rattus (black rat)
Lineage: Eukaryota; Metazoa; Chordata; Mammalia; Rodentia; Muridae
Gene: C6H12orf60
Product: chromosome 6 C12orf60 homolog
Exons: 2
Coding region: 63-794 (243 amino acids)
Source: RefSeq, a predicted model, not a curated record